Rhipicephalus microplus (southern cattle tick) is the source of this 5366-nucleotide messenger RNA. It is a transcript of the gene RhoGAP15B, whose product is annotated as RhoGAP_ARAP and RA_ARAPs domain-containing protein RhoGAP15B. Gene Ontology annotation, cellular component: cytoplasm. The record is from RefSeq and is a predicted model, not a curated record. Gene Ontology annotation, biological process: signal transduction. Lineage: Eukaryota; Metazoa; Arthropoda; Arachnida; Ixodida; Ixodidae. Gene Ontology annotation, molecular function: phosphatidylinositol-3,4,5-trisphosphate binding.
UAUGUGCCCAUGCUUGUGUGUUGCUCUGCCGCCCUGCCUACACCCCUCAAACCUCCGUAAUGUAUUCCUUGUGGUAAACAGCUGUACGCACUCCUAAUAGAUUCUAUGCGUUUAGAUAAUCGCAGUCUGUCACGCGGAAGUCGUUCGAGAUGCUGUGACGCAAAGUUAACGAACAGUGCGCAACGAUUGGGAGAGGACCUUGACGAAGUGUUGCUGCCGAUCGCUAGAAGCUUGGAAUCGCCGGACAUCCGUUAACUGGCGUAGCAAAUACAUGACGGACGUGCCGAAGUUGGAAAUUGUGGGUUUAGUGCUCGACUAGAAGCAUUAUUUAGGACUCUUGUAUCAUGCGGUGCCGGCACAUAUGCGCGUGGCUUUGACAACACGCUCCGUGUCUAUGAGUGAGCUUGGCAUGACAGCCACCGAGACAUGAACAAUCCUCCCCCGAUUUUUCCACGAAGGCCGCAACCACUUGCCUCAGGCACAGAACCAGGCCUUUCCCCUCCACUCUCGCUCGACACCAAAGUCCCAUGUCGCUCACUCUCAUUCAAAGCACCUAAGAAGGAUAUGGCAUCGUCUGAGCCGCUGAGCUUGAAAUACGUUCCUGACGGCUCUUUGGCCGCAUCGGAAGUUGCCAUGGAGCCACCUGUAGCACAGCCUUGCUUGUCUCACACCCAGGCGCCAAUGGCACAACAAUUCACAAACCCCAUCUACCUGCUCAUGGACGACAAUAUGCAAGCCACUGCGAGCAUGGAACGAGCACCUCGAGGGAACCGCGCACCAGAGAUCAGUGACACAGACUCCAUAAUGUUUCUUAAAAAGAACAGACCAAAGCUUCACAGGCAAAAGGGCGAGGAGGCUCCCAACUCACCACAGUUGCCACCCUCCCUUUUUCCUGACAUUUAUGAAGAUGUACCUCAGGGUGUACUGGAAAAAAACCGGAAGUUGAUUGCAGAACAGGAGGCUUGUAGACCAAGUGUUGUUGAUUCUCUGCCAGAAGAUACAAGUGCCAAAGAUGAAAGCCCGAGAACACCACCGACGUCUUCACAGGGCUCUCCUCAGGAGUUUGGGGAGCCAGUGCGCGAUGUGAGUGUGUUUUGGAAGCAGCCCCAACUGUCGAUUUCAGGUGUUUUCUACGAGUUUCCUGUCCAUCGAUCUCCUCCAAGCAAGCAAGAUCUGGUGUCACUAACCUAUGACACACCUCCUAGCCUCAGGAAGCAAAUCUCACUGAAUGACAGCGAAUACGAAAGCAUGUCAUUCAAAACACCUCCGUCAUAUGAAAUUCCACCACCGCCACUCCCCGUCAGUUGUGACUCACCGACACUGAAGCAACGCGAAUCCUCGGAUGAUGAUGAGCCUAAAUUCUCAGUUGCGGCAUGCGCAGUACCAGAAGACUCUCUUUCACCUUCCACCUCGGCACCGAUACUGUAUGAAGUGCCCAAACCUUUCCCAAGGCCAUGCAUUUCGCCUCCCGGGAAAACUUUUGUUUUUCCAGGUCCACCAUCUGAACUCUAUGACAUCCCACCGCAACGGGCAGCUUUUCCUUCACUCUCCGAUUCACCCAAGAACUCUGAGUUCAUGGAUGCAUUUGAUGUUUUUCUGUCAGAUGAUACCGAAUCGGAAUACUUGCCAUUGAUAACUCCUCCACCAUCCUACCCACCACCACCACCUCCCGAGCCGGAGCCUCCCGAAAUACCCCCGAGGACUAACACUGCCAUCGCAUUACCUACAAGAUGCUUGCCCCAACCACAGGUCCCAGUUCCAGCUGUCAGAACCUCACUCACAAAGCGGAACCAACUUGACCAGCAGCCAACAUGCUCCACACCACUCUCAAACUCUGCAGAUGAGGGAAAGGCGAGCCCUCGGACCAAAACAGCAUCUACCUUUUAUCGUGCUCUUCUGCCAAGCCAGUGCCCUGUUCCAGCUGCCUUCAAGGCUGAAUUCGAACAAAGCCCAACACUAUCUCUACGAAGCACUUCGUCAAAUGCUCCUCAGAGUGCCCCAGACUCCCCGCAACUUGAAAACCGAUUUGGGCACAGAGCGCUCGCUGAUGCGAGUGAUCGCUGUCCUUCCAGGCAAGAUACAUCUGCAACAAGCGAUUCCUCUUCGCUGCAAUCAGAAGACUGCUGGGCCGCAGACAAGCUGGACUUCUCUGGAUAUGUUUACAAAGCUGGAACAAAUCGCAAAGGAUUCCAGAAAUGCUGGUGCACGUUAAAUGAUGGCUGUUGGAGCUACUAUGCGUCAGAAAAGGACACCAUUCCACUAGGUGCCUUGGCACCUCAGGACAUUGGGGCCGUUUUUGCUGUAGCUGGAAAUGAACCAAGCCCAGCCACGUCCACAGUGCCCAACCUGUGGUGCUUCGAGAUACAAGCGCUACAGUCGCAAAACCGACCCCUGUUGCUGGGCGUGCCUACGCUGCCCGAGCGAAGGGAGUGGCUCGAGCGACUGGCACGCCUGGUAGCCCCGCAGACAAGCAACAGUCUCAGUGCACGCCAGUUGCACGGUGAGCCCAAGCAUGCCGGCCGGCUGCACCUCAAAGAAGGCACCAGUGGCUUCUGGCAAACAGCGGGUGUAGUGCUUCGUGGGCGGUCUCUCGGCAUAAACCUUCCAGGGAAUGUGGAGCAGAUUGACUUGCACAGGGUCAUGUCUGUCGGCAAGAUAACCGCUGACCAGACCUACUUGACUUAUGGGGGAGCUCAGGAGCGAGGUCCUUCGUUCCAAGUGAGAAUCCCUGGUAGGGUGCUCUACCUCCAGGCAGAUCAUCCGAAGCACACAGAAUCCUGGCUAGCGUCUGUCACUGCAGCAUGGCAGACUCCUCCGGAUGCACCAUUAUCCGAACAGUACAUCACACAGGAGGGCGUCCCUGUUGCUGUGGACCGCUGCAUCAACUUCAUCAGCACACAUGGUACCCUGUUGACUGGCAUCUAUCGGCUUGCUGGUUCAAGUGCAAAGAUAAAGAAGUUAGUGGAACACAUGCUGCAAAACCCUUGGGACCUGCACCUGACUACUGAGGAAUACUCUCCGCACGAUGUUUCCAAUGCAUUAAAGCGCUACUUGAGGAGUUUCAAGGACUGCCUUCUGACAAGUUCUCUAUUCAAUAGCUGGAUUCAGUCAAGCAAGUGCCAGAAUCCAGCAGAAAGGAGGAAGAUGGUCAAAAACCUGUUGAACGAGCUCCCCACAGUGAACUACUUACUCCUGAAAAAGUUGAUCAGCCACCUCAAGAGCAUCAGCGAUCACAGUGACAAAAAUUUCAUGCCAGUACUCAACCUGGCCCCAGUGUUUGGGCCAUCAGUGCUUUACAAGAUAGUUGAAGACGUUGAAAACGAGACACCAGCCAACUCUAGCUUUGAGGAGAACAAUGCUUCUAUGGACGUUGUUGCCGACCUAAUUUCCGGCUACACCUGGUUCUUUGAGGUGGAUCCUGCCGAGAUGGAGAAAGAGAAACGAAUUCAGGCAGCCAUGGAUCUUCUUAGAGAAGCUAAAAUCGCUCAGAGACCAGCGGGCGACAUUCUAGUCGGUGUGUACGUCUACAGCAAAGACUGGGGUCAUUGCAUCAAUGUCAAGCUCUCUCCAGCCAUGACAGCAGGUGCAUUGUGCAAACACACCAUGCAGCAGUUGAAUAUAAAGGAGCCCAUUAAUAAAAUGGCUGUUUUUGAAGUUGUCUGUGAUCAAGAUCUGGAACGACCUUUGCAUCAUAGCGAGCCCGUCCUUUCAGUCGUCGUUCGCUGGGCCAACUGGGAUGCAUCGUUCGCAAAGUCCAAUUACCUUUGCAUCAAGAACAACUAUGUCUAUGACGAAAUAGCACCCCUCGUAUCGAAUCGUCAGCCACUGUCUGUGUUCAGCGAGCUUCGCUAUGCCGAGGCCCGUCAGAAGAGCUUCAAGAAAUCUGUGCUUGAGUUUACAGGUGGCAAGAUAACGCAGUACAAAGAUUCAAAGGCUAGUCAGCUUCUGAACCAGUGGAACAUUGAGGAUGUCCUCUGGUUUAUGGGGUGUGAAUCACGGCGGAGCCCACCUUCCAAGUGGAAUUUUACAUUUGUGAUGCGUCAGGGAGACAUAAAGAGGACCAGGGACCGUCCAUUUUUUGGCAACUGUGUGAGCCUAGCCACUCAAGAAGAAUUUGAAAAGUGGCUCGCAGCAAUGCUAAACGCCGAGUUCCCAAAAGGUAUUUUCCCCCCUGCUCCGGAGCCUAUUCCUGACCUGCUUUCCUGAUCGGCUCUGAGGGAGAAGCGAGUUCACUUCAAUCUUUUUCUCGGCAUCUGGCUCCUUUUCUAAGUCCUAGCCCAUGCAUGUGUGUUGAAUCUCUUUGCUUUUAUCGGUUGUUACUGGUUCUGCUGCUGUGGGCAGCAAAAGUUUGCGGGAUGAUAGAAUACCAGUCAAACCACAUUGUUGAGAGUCUUGUAACUGGAGGCUGAAUUACAUGUUUUGGCUGCCAUCACUUUCAUGCAGUUGCAUUUGCAGCUUCCCUACAAGGUGCUCUGCUGAGGCUUUGAAGACUGCAGAGCCACAUUUUGAGCAAAAGGCCAUUUUUAAAUUUAUUCCUCUUUAUACAAUAAUGGACUUGCCACUGCAAUGUGACCAAGUUAUAUAUCCAUCGUGGCUCGCGUGUUCAUGCAUCCACCUUAGUAUCAUGCACCUUGCAUCUGUUCCAGACGCUAGAAAAUGUUUCUUAAAAGCAGUGAGCAAAAAUAUCGCCAAGGAAGAGAUGGGAAUGUUUAACUGCUAAGUAAGAUUCACCGUGAAAAGUUUUGUGUGCAGUAUGGUGAGCUGGUAACUGGGCAGCCCGUAAACUUCUGCAGUGCCUUGUGCACAUCUUUUUCUCCAGAUGCCACUGUUGCUGUUGUGGUGUGCUGGUUGUUAAUUGUGUGUUUUUUUUAUCCUAUACUGCUGACAUAGUAGUAAUAUGCGCACACUUGCAAUGUCUGUAGUAUGUAAGUGUGGUUGUUGUUUUGUAUAGUUGCAUCUCAUCCACAGUUAUAUGUAGCUUCGUUAAGCAUGUGAAGCUGUACUCGAGAAACUAUUUUAAGUGUGGUUAUGUUUUAUACAACGAAUUCAUCUUACUCUCCUUUUCUUUUUUUUUGACAUUUCUCAAGGCGAAGGCACGUUGAUGAUGCUGAGAGUUUCACAGGGUACUGCUUUGAGCUAAGGGUGGGGCAGAGAAGACAUAAGAAAGGGUUGGCUGUCACUACUGUGUGAAAAGCCACUCAUGGUUAGUGAAGCUUACGUUGUGGAUUUCAAUCAAUCGUCAGUCUAGGCCUGCCAUGUACGUCUUUUCUAGCUAACUCAAACCUCAUUAUAACAAAGUUGCAUCCUACACAAAAAUGAGUUUGUUAUAUUUGCUAAUUCAUUAUAAAGUUAUAUUCCUAACACUA